Messenger RNA from Limulus polyphemus (Atlantic horseshoe crab), 458 nucleotides. Its product is annotated as probable phosphorylase b kinase regulatory subunit alpha. Gene Ontology annotation, cellular component: phosphorylase kinase complex. The record is from RefSeq and is a predicted model, not a curated record. Lineage: Eukaryota; Metazoa; Arthropoda; Merostomata; Xiphosura; Limulidae. Gene Ontology annotation, biological process: glycogen metabolic process. Gene Ontology annotation, molecular function: calmodulin binding. The transcript has 5 exons. The annotation marks the transcript as partial.
GCUGUGACUGACCUCUUAGUCAGACAGAAACAGGUCACGCUUGGCAUGCCACCUUUCAGUGAGUUUACCAUCACGAGACCUCUUCCGUCCAAAGAACUCAGACUCAUAAUCAACAAAGCUCACCAAGAAGAUCAAAGUACAGCCAUGUUGACACAGGAGUUGUUGGUGUACCUAGCCAUGUUUAUUCGUACUGAACCACAGCUUUUCCAAGAAAUGCUGAGACUCAGAGUCGGACUUAUAAUACAAGUAAUGGCGUCUGAGCUCGCUCGAUCCCUGAAAUGCUCUGGUGAUGAAGCAUCUGAACAUUUGUUGAAUUUGAGUCCAUUUGAGAUGAAGACCUUGCUUCAUCAUAUUCUAAGUGGCAAAGAGUUUGUUGUCAAAAGUGCUCGAAGUGGAAUUGUUUCAGUGACAAGCAGUAAGGCUAGUAAGGUAAGAAUUUCCAUUUUUUUUUUGUCAAA